Messenger RNA from Staurois parvus, 417 nucleotides. The record is from the annotation of a GenBank genome assembly. NCBI's taxonomy places the organism in Eukaryota, Metazoa, Chordata, Amphibia, Anura, Ranidae.
CUGCGCUUUAUGAAUGGCCUCGUAGUCUUCUGGGACCUGUUAUCUGCAGUCUCUGGUCAUCUCCUGUACUCUGUCUGCUGUCUCUGGUCAUCUCCUGUACUAUGUCCGCAGUCUCUGGUCAUGUCCGCAGUCUCUGGUCAUCUCCUGUACUAUGUCCGCAGUCUCUGGUCAUCUCCUGUACUAUGUCCGCAGCCUCUGGUCAUCUCCUGUACUAUGUCUGCAGUCUCUGGUCAUCUCCUGUACUAUGUCCACAGUCUCUGGUCAUCUCUGUACUAUGUCUGCAGUCUCUGGUCAUCUGUACUAUGUCUGCAGUCUCUGGUCAUCUCCUGUACUGUGUCUGCAGUCUCUGGUCAUCUCCUGUACUGGUCUGCAGUCUCUGGUCAUCUCCUGUACUAUGUCUGCUGUCAGUCUUCUGGU